UGCCUCACCAACCCUCCCCGAAACUUACCCACCUCAGUAAUUAGGUUCGAGUAUCGGUAUAAGCCAUCCGAUAAUGGCUCAAGCGACCAUUCGUCCACAUUCAGACGGUUGCCAGUCCUCCUGGCUCGUCCCAAGCUGGUUCACAGAGACGUCUAUACUUCUCGAGUUUCAGGGGAUCUUGCAAGGCCGCUUCUAAUCGGCCACUUCAGUCAAAAUGGCUUCUUCGGCCCAACCGCCCAAGUCAGGAGUUCGCGUAAUCGUUGUUGGUGCAGGCUUUGCUGGAUUGACUGCAGCCAUUGAAUGCCAUCGAAAAGGGCAUGAUGUCCUCAUCCUCGAAAGCUUUCCUGAACUCAAAAUACUGGGCGAUAUCAUCAGUUUUGCACCAAAUUCUGGUCGGAUCUUCCAGCGCUGGCCUGGAGUGGACGCACAAUUAGACCCCAUCAUCCAUAAAAGCGAUGGAUUGCUCAUCAAGACAUAUCUCGGCGAAACCCUGACCAAACAGAUUUGGGACGCUGAAGGCCUUGCCUAUGGGAAAGCCUACAACGGUCACAGAGGAGAGAUUCAUGAGAUCGUUUAUCAUCAUGCCCUAGAUAUAGGAAUUGAUAUUCGUUUGGGAUAUAAGGUGGAUGACUAUUUCGAAACGGAAGACGAAGCCGGUGUUGUCGCAAAUGGAGAAAGAUUUGUUGGCGACGUUGUCCUGGCAGCCGACGGUGUGAGAUCCAAAGGCCGAACCAUCGUUCUGGGAUAUGAAGACAAGCCGAAGUCUUCGGGUUAUGCCAUUUAUCGGACUUGGUUCGAUUCCGCAAGGCUUGCUGAGGAUCCAGAUACAGCCUGGAUGGUUACGAAUGGGGACAGGCAUUGUGCAUGGCUCGGGCCUGACAUCCAUUUUAUUGCUGCAUCAAUCAAGAACGGAAAAGAUUUUAGCUGGGUUUGCACGCACAAAGAUGAAGCAGACAUCGAGGAAAGCUGGCAAGCGCAUGCUCCCCUAGCUGACGCCCUGAAGGUCUUGGAAGGGUGGGAUCCAGUAGUCCUGAAGAUCUUGAAAGCGACACCAGACCCAUUGAUUGACUGGAAGCUGGUCUAUCGAGAGCCUCUGCCAACUUGGAUCUCUCCUAAACGUCGCAUUGCUCUCAUUGGAGAUGCUGCACACCCAUUCCUUCCAACUUCAAUCCAAGGAGCAAGUCAAGCAAUGGAGGAUGGAGCAACGUUAGGAGUCUGUUUGACUCGAGGUGGGAAAACUCAUGUCCAGGAAGCAGUAGCCGCAUUUGAAGCUUUAAGGUAUGAACGUGUGCGAGCUGCACAGAAGACGGGAGAGAAGACCCGUGAUACAUGGCACAAGGUCGAUUGGAAGGAGGCAAAGAAGGAUCCGGAAAGCAUCAAGUUGAAGCGCGGUUCUUGGCUUCUCAACUUUGACGCCGAGGAAUACGCUGAAGAGAACUAUUCACGCACAGUCGCUUUGUUGCAUGAUCCUGUUGCUGUUCGAGCGCUCCAUCGACCGAAUGCAAUAAAAUAGAUAGGGGUUUAUAUGGAGAGUCGCUUACUCGUUAGGGGUCUCUAUGUCAACUGCGAGGUCAGCAAAUAGGAAUUGCAGUGCAGAGAUAGACGUAGCUUUCCUCAACAAACCUCGUGGGGCCUUCAGUGUCUCAAUCGGAACAGCAGUUGCCGUGAACGAUUGCCGUG
This is a messenger RNA of Hyaloscypha bicolor E, 1680 nucleotides long. Its product is annotated as putative monooxygenase. The record is from RefSeq and is a predicted model, not a curated record. The transcript is spliced from 3 exons. Lineage: Eukaryota; Fungi; Ascomycota; Leotiomycetes; Helotiales; Hyaloscyphaceae. Bases 215 to 1513 code for a protein of 432 amino acids. Gene Ontology annotation, molecular function: monooxygenase activity; FAD binding. Gene Ontology annotation, biological process: secondary metabolite biosynthetic process.